GACCAAUAGGCCCUGAUCAAAAAUGCGGACAUGUCAGAAGAGAUGCAACAGGACUCGGUGGAGUGCGCUACUCAGGCGCUGGAGAAACACAACAUAGAGAAGGCCAUUGCUGUUCGUAUCGGGAGGGAAUUUGACAAGAACGGUUCCACCUGGCAUUGCAUCGUGGGGAGGAACUCCGGGAGUGACGUGACGCAUGAAACCAAACACUUCAUCUGCUUUGACCUGGGCCAAGUGUCCAUUCUUCCAGUCAAAUCUGGUUGAAAGCCUGGAUCACUGCCACACACCCACGAUCCAUCCAAAGACAAGGACUGUGGCUGAAAUUCUAAAUACCAGAGACUGAAAUUUCCAGCCUUGCUGAGGGAACACCUUGAUGCUUGAACCUUUAUUGUGUAUCCUGCAGGGUAUUCUCUGUACUAGUUUGUUGUGGUUAUAAGCAAUUGGCAAAAUAGCCCACAUUGGUAUUUAUUUUCUCUUCCAUACUUCUGCCCCACAUUGUUUUCUCUCAAAAUCCUUUCCUUUAAAAAAGAGAUCUGUUG
Molecule: messenger RNA, 536 nt
Organism: Saimiri boliviensis boliviensis (Bolivian squirrel monkey)
Lineage: Eukaryota; Metazoa; Chordata; Mammalia; Primates; Cebidae
Source: RefSeq, a predicted model, not a curated record